Microthlaspi erraticum is the source of this 807-nucleotide messenger RNA. The record is from the annotation of a GenBank genome assembly. NCBI's taxonomy places the organism in Eukaryota, Viridiplantae, Streptophyta, Magnoliopsida, Brassicales, Brassicaceae.
AUGGCUGCGAUGAUCGGAUUUCAGCUCUCCGGCUGCAAACCGAUGUCGUUUUCGUCGUCGUUAUCAUCUCCAGACCUCAAUUCCUUGCACUCAAAGCUCUCUUCACUCACUCUCAAACCGUCUCCGCAGCCGCGGAAAUCGACGGUUAUCCGUAUGGGCGGAGGUCCGAGGACGUUUCCCGGCGGCGUAUCGAAGUGGCAGUGGAAGAGGAUGCAAGCGAAGAAGCAGAAGCAGCUCCUCAAAGCGCGAUUAUCCCGGGAACGCCAGAUUUACGAGAUGCGGAAACGCGCGGAGCUCAAGGCGGCGGUGGCGGAGCUCGAGCGACCAUGGGAGCCGGUUCAGAAACCGCCGAAUCUAUUCUCGGUUUGUGCCGACGAGCAGGUUAAGGUCCUCGCGGACCGGUUUCAGAAACCCGGCGGGUUCGAUCUCUGGACCGAUCGGGAUGGGCCGCAAUUGUUCGAGACCGUCGAUGAUUUGCCCUCCGCUAGGUUUUUCCCCAAAGGUGUUGUUCACAGUGUGAAACCGUAUCGUAGAUUACCAAGCUCCGGUGAGUCUGACGGCGAAGAGAAUUCGCUGAAACACGAAGAAAUUGGGAUGAAACUGGAAGAAAGCAGCAGUGAUAGCAGAAGAACUGGAAGUCAUCGUGGUCGUAGGCUGAGGAAGAAAGUCGAGAUCAACGGUGCAGAGAGAAAGGAAGAAGGUAAGAGGAUGGAGAAUCGUGUUAAUGGUGGCAAAUUGAGAAAUGGAAGAUCUCAGGUUUACGAAAUGACUUUGCAGAAUGAUGGGAGAUACGAAAUUGGAUCUUAG